GCGACUGGAGCGCGCCCCGCACUCGGCGCCCGCCCGCCCGCCCGCCCGCGAGCCGCGGCUGUGCCUUCGGGAGGAAGUGACUCCCUGGGGGGCAGCCAGACUACUGGAAAGGAGCUCCAGCCUGAGUCCAGUCACAGGGACAGUCUUGGGCAAGACACUUAUCUGGGCCUCGGUGUCUUCAUCUUUAAAGGACACGUGGCCAUCAAGAAUCAUGAGCAACCCAUUUGCACACCUUAUUGAGCCUUUGGAUCCUGCACAACCAGGAAAGAAAUUCUUUAAUUUGAAUAAAUUGAAGGAUUCAAGAUAUGAACGCUUACCAUUUUCUAUCAGAGUUCUCUUGGAGGCAGCCAUUCGGAACUGCGAUCAAUUUUUGGUGAAGAAAAAUGACAUUGAAAAUAUCCUAAAUUGGAAUGUCAUGCAGCAUAAGAACAUAGAAGUGCCAUUUAAGCCUGCUCGCGUCAUCCUACAGGACUUCACAGGUGUGCCAGCUGUGGUUGACUUUGCUGCAAUGCGUGAUGCUGUGAAAAAGUUAGGAGGAGAUCCAGAGAAAAUAAACCCCGUCUGUCCUGCCGAUCUUGUAAUCGAUCAUUCCAUCCAGGUGGAUUUCAACAGAAGGACAGACAGUUUACAGAAGAAUCAAGACCUGGAGUUUGAAAGAAAUAGAGAACGAUUUGAAUUUUUAAAGUGGGGUUCCCAGGCUUUCCUCAACAUGCGGAUUAUCCCUCCUGGCUCAGGAAUCAUCCACCAAGUGAAUCUGGAGUAUUUGGCAAGAGUGGUAUUUGAUCAUGAUGGCUAUUAUUACCCAGACAGCCUUGUUGGCACGGAUUCGCACACUACCAUGAUUGAUGGUUUGGGUGUCCUUGGUUGGGGAGUGGGUGGUAUCGAAGCAGAAGCGGUCAUGCUGGGUCAGCCAAUCAGCAUGGUGCUCCCCCAGGUGAUCGGCUACAGGCUCUUGGGAAAUCCCCACCCUCUGGUAACGUCCACGGACAUCGUGCUCACCAUUACCAAGCACCUGCGCCAGGUGGGGGUAGUAGGCAAGUUUGUGGAGUUUUUUGGGCCAGGAGUAGCCCAGUUGUCCAUUGCUGACCGCGCCACCAUUGCGAACAUGUGUCCUGAGUAUGGAGCGACCGCUGCAUUUUUCCCAGUCGAUGAAGUUAGCAUCAAAUACCUGCUACAGACGGGUCGUGAUGAAGACAAAGUAAAGCGGAUGAAAAAGUACCUUCAAGCUGUCGGAAUGUUUCGGGAUUUCAGUGACCCUUCUCAAGACCCAGACUUUGCCCAGGUGGUGGAACUAAAUCUGAGAACAGUCGUGCCUUGCUGCAGUGGACCAAAGAGGCCUCAGGACAAAGUAGCCGUGGCCGACAUGAAAAAGGACUUUGAGAGCUGCCUUGGAGCCAAGCAAGGGUUUAAAGGAUUCCAGGUUGCUCUGGACCAUCAUAAUGACCAUAAGACGUUUAUCUAUAAUAAUAGUGAAUUCACCCUUACUCAUGGUUCUGUGGUCAUCGCUGCCAUUACUAGCUGCACAAACACCAGUAAUCCAUCUGUGAUGUUAGGAGCAGGGUUGUUAGCAAAGAAAGCUGUGAAUGCUGGCCUCACGGUGAAGCCUUACAUCAAAACUAGCCUGUCUCCUGGAAGUGGGGUGGUCACCUACUACCUGCGAGAAAGCGGAGUCAUGCCGUAUCUGUCCCAGCUUGGGUUUGAUGUGGUGGGCUACGGUUGCAUGACCUGCAUUGGCAACAGUGGGCCCUUACCCGAAGCUGUGGUGGAAGCCAUCACGCAGGGAGACCUUGUAGCUGUUGGAGUACUGUCUGGGAACAGGAAUUUCGAAGGUCGAGUCCACCCCAACACCCGGGCCAACUAUCUAGCCUCCCCGCCCUUAGUGAUAGCGUACGCGAUCGCUGGCACCGUCAGGAUCGACUUUGAGAAGGAACCACUGGGGGUCAAUGCAAAGGGACAACAGGUAUUUCUGAAAGACAUCUGGCCAACGAGAGAUGAGAUCCAGGCGGUGGAGCGUCAGUACGUGAUCCCUGGCAUGUUUAGGGAGGUCUACCAGAAGAUAGAGACCGUGAAUGAAAGCUGGAAUGCCUUAGCAGCCCCAUCAGAUAAGCUAUAUUGCUGGAAUCCCAAAUCUACAUACAUUAAGUCACCGCCAUUCUUUGAAAACUUGACUCUGGCUGUCCAGCCCCCUAAAUCCAUAGUGGGUGCCUACGUGCUGCUCAAUUUGGGGGACUCAGUAACAACUGACCACAUCUCUCCAGCCGGAAAUAUCGCAAGGAACAGCCCCGCUGCUCGCUACUUAACUAACAGAGGCUUGACUCCACGAGAAUUCAAUUCCUACGGCUCCCGCCGAGGUAAUGAUGCCAUCAUGGCACGGGGGACAUUCGCCAACAUUCGCUUAUUAAACAAAUUUUUGAACAAGCAGGCACCACAGACUAUACAUCUGCCUUCUGGAGAAAUUCUUGAUGUGUUCAAUGCGGCAGAGCAGUACCAGCAGGCAGGCCUUCCCCUGAUCAUCCUGGCGGGCAAGGAGUACGGCUCGGGCAGCUCCAGAGACUGGGCAGCCAAGGGCCCCUUCCUCCUGGGAAUCAAAGCUGUCCUGGCUGAGAGUUACGAGCGCAUACACCGCAGCAACUUGGUGGGAAUGGGGGUGAUUCCCCUCGAAUAUCUCCCUGGGGAGACCGCAGACACCCUGGGACUCACAGGGCGGGAGCGAUACACCAUCAUCAUUCCAGACAACCUCACACCUCGGAUGAAAGUGCAGGUCCAGCUAGACUCCGGGAAGACCUUCCAGGCCAUCAUGAGGUUCGACACCGACGUGGAGCUCGUUUAUUUCCACAACGGGGGUAUCCUCAACUACAUGGUCCGCAAGAUGGCCAAGUAGGUCAUCUGCACUGGAGCCCACACCUGGAGCUGUGCAGGAGGGAGCGAAGCGCCACUAGCCAGUGGGGCCUGGGUGCCGAGCAUCCUCCAGGGCGGGCCUCCCCGCAGGGCACCCCCUUGCACAGGGGUGUGUGCUGCUCACGUCACCAGUGCCGUUCUUCCAGGCACAGAAUGCGCAGUCUCUGCAUUCUCAAUUUUUGUGAAUCUUUUUCUCUUUUUCUAGAAUUUGGAAGCUAGAAUGGUGGGAAUGUCAGUAGUGCCAGGAAGAGAAGUGAGCGAGUCUGUAAAGGAACUGACUACAGAAUGUUGAUUUUUCAUUCUUGGCCUGUUUGUGUUCAGCUGGACACAAAUGAGUCUCCUCAGACGGCAGCCCCCGCCUCUCUUCUGUUCCUCUGUUCCCCUCUGCUCAAUGAAACCUUCCCGUGAGGGGCUCGGGUCUCUGCAUAUUACAGUGGGGCUGACUGACACGGUAGGCGAACACUUGCUCACGCUGCAAAUCACAGCAGUGAUUGCAGUUCUUCCCUCUGCCUUUUUCCUUCGGGUGGAAUGAUCCAGACACCUCGUGGAUAGGUCAGACACUGACAUUUUUUUGAUUAUGUACCUUUUGAUGGAUCAACACUAAAAAAAUGUGACGUUUUCUUUUACUCUCUUCAAAAAUUUUCCCCAGAAAAAAUUUUCAUUUGUCAAGAGGAGAACUUUGGAGGUGGUUUUGGAGAGACACUUAGAACAUUUGUAAUUUGAAUAAGAUUAAAUCUAUUUUCAAGGAAAA
This is a messenger RNA of Nyctereutes procyonoides (raccoon dog), 3649 nucleotides long. RefSeq names its product aconitase 1 (gene ACO1). The transcript is spliced from 22 exons. Gene Ontology annotation, biological process: citrate metabolic process; tricarboxylic acid cycle. Lineage: Eukaryota; Metazoa; Chordata; Mammalia; Carnivora; Canidae. Gene Ontology annotation, molecular function: aconitate hydratase activity; 4 iron, 4 sulfur cluster binding; 3 iron, 4 sulfur cluster binding. Bases 212 to 2881 code for a protein of 889 amino acids. The record is from RefSeq and is a predicted model, not a curated record. Gene Ontology annotation, cellular component: mitochondrion; cytosol.